UCUGCCAUCAAGUCGAAAUACACCGGACAAAUGGCGAAAGAUCAAGGAUUCAAGAAAGAACAACACAACAAGCAAGACUGCCUCUGAUCUGACCGAGUACGAAAUGAAGGAACGAAAGGAAGCAGCCCAUGCCUAGAAAUCCAGGUCUUGACAAGUGACAUGGAAAAGAAGGAUACUGGUAAUCAUACCUGUACCAAGUUAUCUUCUAGUAAAGGGGCUGUUUCACCCACCAAGCAAUAUUCGCCAUCUGGAAGUCCUCAUACACCUCAAUCCAAGGGCAAGGGUGCAAAAAAGAGUGAUGUUUCCAAGGACAGACCAAGGGUGCAGAGCAGACCUAUGGACAAGCAGAGAGCCCCGGAUACCACGUCCAACCAGACCAGGAAUUACCAGAAGAAAGAGAGAGAGAGGGAGAAUCAUUUAAAGGCCCCAAAAGGCAUUGUAAGCCCAAACUCUAGCCAAGCAGGAUUUGAUUCAUUACAGGUUACCGUCAAUGGUGAUAAGCAGGGACGUUCUGUCCAGAAGCAGUCUGCCAAGAAGAUGGAACGGAACUAUGCCAAGAAGAUGGAGAGGGGUAUGGUGAUGAAGAAUUCAAAUGGGAACAGUGCAGAGGAAGCGAAAUGGGGGAAACCAGACCCUAACAGUGUACAGAUUCUUCAGAGGGAGGGUAAAGCAGUGCAGGAACAAGCAGGAAAUACAACCCCGACCAAGCCUGGCAAAGGGAGUGGCAAAAAGAGGACUAUUGAUAGGAAACCCCUGGGUAAGCUUGUCAAUGCAAAACUCAGAGAAGGUGAGGAGGGUUCCAAAGCUACAAGUGGAAGGACAAGCCCAAAGAAAUCUGGUCAGCAGCCAUCCAAGGAACAGCAGCCAUCCAAGGAACAGGAGAGACAGCCUGGAUGGAAGGUACAGAAUUCUGAUAAUCCUGCUGCAGACCAAGAGUUACGAGGUGGGAAUGAUAGUGCUGAACCUUGGAAAAACAGCACGGAGAAGCAGGAGCUUGAACUUGAGAAGACCUAUAUCUUCAGGCUUACCAAAAGGAGCCUGAAGUUUCCAAGAGCACUUUACUACUGCAGACUCUGCAACUAUCACAUUGACACCUUGCCACAAUGUUGGUUACACAUUGAUCAAUCUAGGCACAAUAGACUGGCAAAGGCAAAGGAGUCAGAGAAUUUCUUCAAGAACCUUCCUCUGCCUUCCAAGUCCCAUGCCAGAGCACUUACCAAGCUACUAGAGGAUGUCACAGAGGAACAUGCUUUGACAGGGAGAGAACUGAAUCAGAGAAAUGAGGUCAGGCAGCGGGUAGAAGAUGCUCUACAAAGCAAUUUGCCAGAAUGCAAAGUUAGGAUCUACGGGUCAUCACUUAGCAGUUUUGGUUUCCAUGACAGCGACAUCAACUUGGAUGUUGAUUUCCCAAAUGAGAAGCAAGCAUCCAAGAUCCUGCUUGCAGUCAGCCAGGGCAUUGCAUCCAAGGUGGAUGAACAUUUUACUGAGUUUGAAGCCGAUUUUGAGGGAAAGCAUCCUUGUGUUAGAUUCAAGGACAUUGAAUCAGGCUACAGGUGCGAGCUAGGAACGGGUAAUCAGAACGCAAUCCAGAGUUCGCAGCUGAUGGUGGAGUACAACGAGUGCGAUGGACGCCUCAGACCUUUGGUCAUGGGGCUACGCUAUUGGGCAAGGAUGUGUGGUAUCGACCAGCAGUCCAUCGGGGCCAUGCCAGCCCAUACGUUUGUUUUGUUGGUCAUUUAUUUCCUCCAGCAGUGUGAGCCACAGGUCCUUCCCGUUCUCCAGCAGAAGAAUGACCAUUUCAAGACACAAAACAAGAAGUCUGUUGGUGAGCUGUGGAUAGACCUUCUGCGUUACUACCUGGUAGGGGUCAACAUCGAGGAGAUAGUGAUCAGUAUCCGCCAACGAGAACCUGUCCUGAGAGCUGACCUUAAGCUACCCAACAGAAGAAUAGCCAUAGAAGAUCCCUUUGCAAAUGGGAAGAAGAAUGUAGCAAAGUCCCUCACUACUGCUUCAGUGUUCCAGUACAUCAUGGAUCGGUUCCAUGAUGCCCUGAAGUACUUUGGCAUUCCACAGAAUGGACUCUCUCCGAAGAGAAAUUCUCCUGGACAGCCUUCCGUGGACAGUUCAGUGAAUGAUAGUCCAAGAGAACGUGAUAGUGAUGCGAGCAAUUGUAAUGAAAACGAAGGACACUCCAGAGGAGAUAGGGUUCCUGCAGGGAUAAGGUUAAAUAGUUCCGAAGACCUUGGUAUGGAUGGAGAUGACUGUGACACAGCAGCUGGGAUUGGUGCUAAACUAGCUGAGAUGGUCCUUACUGAGGUAGAAUCAGAGGAACCUGAAGCUGUUGGAACAUCUGAUGAGGAUAAUCAAAAUACUAGGCGAACAGGGACUUGCAGCCCCGAAAGGUUAUCUAGGACUGAUGAAACAAGAACGUUAAAUACUAGUCAGAAAUCAGACUCAUCAGGGGAAGGAAACAGUGCAAAUUCUUUGCCGCCUGAAAAGACUUUGCCUUCCUAUCAGGACACCAAUGGUGCUGCUGAAUUAGAUAAUAGCGUAACUAGUGCUUUCAUUAACCAACUUGACAAAUCGUCAAGAAAUAUGGACAAUGCUUUGGCAGGAGACAACAUGUCAGAUUCUAGAAGCGGUCAAAGCAAAGGAGAGAGUGAUGAAGAGUUUGUCUUUACCUUUGACAAGGAGAUAUUGACAAGAGGGGAAACUGUUCAGCUCAUCUGUACCAGCUGCUUGAAAGAGGGUCAUGUUAGUAAGGAUUGUCCGGAUGAUACUCUUCCUCCCCUUAAGCCCCUCCCUCCGAUGGAUCCUAAAUUCUUGGAGUGCAUCAGCAGAGUUUGUGAGGAAAUCCUGUUAAGACACCAACCAUCUCAUCAGGACUUGAGAGGAAGAGAAAAGUGCAUCCGGGAGUUGGAAUACUACAUCAGACAGCAUGCUCUCAGGGACGCUCAGCUCUCGCUCUUUGGCUCCUCUGGGAACGGCUUCGGCUUUCGCAAUAGUGACCUUGAUAUAUGCCUCACUUUUCAAGAUGUCGACACGGGACAGCAUGUGGAUGUCGGCUUUGUCAUCGAGAGACUUGCCGCGGCCCUGAAGAGAAACCACAAUCUCUACAACAUCGUCCCUAUCCCAACAGCCAAGGUACCCAUUGUCAAGUUCGUCCAUCGCCCCACCAGACUUGAAGGAGACAUCAGCCUUUAUAACACCCUAGCCCAGUGCAACACGAGGCUACUGUUCAUGUACUCCCAGAUUGACCCAAGGGUGCGGGCCCUGGGUUAUUCCAUGAAAUUUUUGGCCAAGUUUUGUGAUAUCGGCGAUGCAUCUCGAGGUAGUUUGUCAUCCUACGCAUACACACUACUCACGAUAUAUUUCCUGCAGCAGAGGAAACCUCCAGUGUUGCCAGUCUUGCAAGAGCUGUACUCUGGUGAGAAGCAACCCAUUCAUGAGGUCGAUGGUUGGAAUGCCUGGUUCUUUGAUAACCUCAACCAAUUGCAACGGGUGUGGAAGGGGCGUUACAAGAACACAGAGAGCAUUGGUUCGCUCUGGCUCGGCAUGCUGUGCUUUUACACAGAGGAGUUUGACUUCACCAAGUACGUGGUGAGCAUACGUCAGCACAAACCUCUGACAAGGUUUGAGAAGCUGUGGAUGACUCCGCAGAGGGGCGUGGCCAUCGAGGAUCCCUUCGAUCUGGAGCAUAACCUAGGGGGAGCAGCCUCCAAGAAAAUGGCAAUAUAUAUCAUCCAAGUGUUACGCAAUGCAAGGGACCUCUUUGGCACACCUCGAAGGAUUCCUAGGGAUCAUAUUAUGGAUUACUUCUUGAACCUUGAAGCCCUUAGUGGUGGGGAGCCACCGCCCAACGACCGUGGCUGCCGUAUAUGUGGCAAGAUUGGUCAUUUUGUGAAGGACUGCCCCAUCAAGAAGAGAGGAAUGGAAAGGAAGGAGCAAGAGAAGAGAGAUCGGGAAAGGAGAGACAGACCGCCACCCAAUGACACUGGCACACCUAUCAAAGGAACUCCAAAAGAAAAAUCAACAGAGUCACCAAAUGUAAAGGAAGAGAGGAAAAAGCCAUCGGAAUCCAAGCAGAUGACUGGGAGCACACCAAGUAAAGCUGAAACACCCACUGCCAACAACAAAUCAUCGGUAAAGGAUAAUCCAUCUAGCAGUACCAAGGAAGAGAGAGAAUCGUCUAAACCCACCAAACCAACAGAGCGAUCAGUAGAUGAUGUUGCCCGUCAGCUGUACCCAGUCAAACCGAUUCCUGUGAAGAAAUCAGAAGACACGGCCAAUCUUACCAAAGAGCCGAAGCAAACUGAGCCUUCUACGAGUGUCAAACCAGAAAAGCCCUCUGGCUCAGAAAAGGAAUCCAAGGGUAGCGUGGAACCUAACCCCUCAACUACCCCUGGUGAUCCCCCAGACAAAGCCCCAGGGAUUAACCAUCCAAGAACUAAAAAAGAGAAACCCACUGGUCAUAAUAAGAAGAAGGGGGCGGGGGAAGGUAGCAAGGAGGGGGAAAGAGGGGAGGCAAGGCUUCCUGGUGGGUUUGGGAAUCAUGGAGGAAAGACUCCUGAGCAUAGUGAGCAUGAAAAUGAUCAGAAUGGACAUAGGAGCAAGGUUGAUCCUUCCAAGAAACAAGAGCCAAACCCACCACCUGAAGCAGAGCAUGGGCAUGGUGUGACAAAUGCAUCCACUCAUCGGCAGAUUCCCGAAUCCACUGGCAUCCCGGGUUCGGACAGGGAGAACCCAAAUGGUCCUGGUCCUAAUCCGUUACCCCCAUCCCAGCUCCCGAUGGGUGCCGGUCCACCACCCCCCAUGGGGUUCCAUAACCUCCCCAUCCAAGCCCUCAUGGGGUUCAACAUGCCACCUGAGGAUUUACUGAGGAGCAUGAUAGACCAACACCACCAGCAACAGCAGAAACUCCUGCAGCAGCAGCAUCACCAGCAACAACAGCAGCAGCAACAGGAAAAGCUGGCAGCUUUGUUUCAGGUCAUGGGGAAACAGUCACCGUUGCAUGCUCAGGCACCGACUCAAUCUCCAUCGAUAAGACCACCAACAACUCCAGCUAGUGCUCAAACACUUGAUGAGAUUGAACAGAAACUGAAGAGUAAACAGCAGCAGCAGCAUCAACAGCAGACACCGCCAAGGUUGCCUCCUGGUGCCAAGUCUAUGGAACAGAUAGAACAACAGUUCAGACAAGACCAAUUCUUUCAAAACAAGAAUAUGUCCCCAGGUAUUCGGCCGCAGCAUCAGCAACACAUUAAGCAAGAGACACCUCCGCAGCAUCAGCAACAGCAGGGUCAUCGACAGCAACUGAGUCCACAGCAGCUGUUCUCGCAGCAACCGCCUCAUGGCUACCUGCCUCCAUCCCAGAAGGUGAUAGCUCGCCCUCCAGGAUUAGGAAAUGUCAACAGGGAGCAGGAGCAGGACAAGGAUCAUCAUCCGCAGCAGCGUUCAGCCAACCAGUCUCAACCUAUACCCAUUGACUCUCGGCAAGGUCAGCAGCAACAGCAAUGGCAGCCACUCAGACAUCCCGGUUGGGGAAGCCCAUCAGCCUUCUCUCCACCUUCUCCUUACCAUCCAAUCGCUUCUCCACCCUCCCACCAGCAGUCAGGUUUUCCGCAUCAGAUGCAGCAGCACCCUGCUGCCUCACCACCCCAUAACCUUCUGCAGUCACCUCCAGGUGCUUCCACCCCUCCAGCAAUGGCCCAGUAUUUUGGACACAACCCCUUUGGUCCUUCUGUAUUGCCCGCAGGAUUCUUAGAAUCCAGACAGAGCCCAAUUAUGGCAGUCAGUCCCCCACAUCACCCUCAACAACAGCAGCAGCACCAAGCCCCUAUAUCUGGCUGGCCUCAACAACCUGCUUCGGCAAUGGCAUGGCAAAAGCAACAUGAUUUGCAACAAGUCAGACAACAACAACAUCAUCAACAAUUUGGUGAGCCACAGAUGGCUUCUGCUGGAAGUCCAAGGAGUCCUGUGGAAUCUGAUGGUUCUAUGGCCUCUAACAUCAUGCCUUUGGAAGCACAGCUUGAGGUUCAGCAGGCAUUUGGACAAUCACAUUCUAAUAGACAGGAUAUUGCUCAGUCAUUCCAUUACAGUCCGCUUGGUCUGAACCCUAGUCUGCCACGCUCAACUCACACUAUACAACCCUCCCAGCACCACGUAGACAACCAGCCACUUGCCCCACAACAUGCUAGCCAGCAACACCUACCACAUGCACAGCACCAUCCGCAAUAUGCCCCACAACAUGCUCAGCAACAUCUGCUACAUGCCCCGCCACUGCCACAACACUCAGAUCCAGGAUGGCAACAACAGCAGCAGCAACGUUCCAAUGUGCAGAUCACCACCACUGCAGCCGUUGGUGGUCCAAUCAUGAGUGUCGGUCAGGGAGAUCAACCUGGAGAAUCAGUCCUGUUAAGCAGUAGGUUUCCUCAUCAGACGACGAGGUAAAAUGACCCGACACCUUACAAGUAAACAGUUCACUUUGAUUUGAAUCAAGAGCAAACUAUAUCCUGAUGAUGGAUUCAGUAAUGACAAGUGUUUUUUGUGCUUCUGAUAGCAUGUAGCUCUGCAUGGUAUCAAUCGGUUUGGAAUCUGUUUCCUGGCCGAAGUCAGACAAAGGCCCCAUCCUGGUUGAACAAGAAAAUGAUCUUUGUGGCUCAGAGGUAACAGGUACAGUAUGUGAAAUACUAAAAUACAAAAAUGGAGUAAAGUCAUAGGUUAGUCAAUAUCCAUAGCAUUAGCAGAAACCAUGUACCUUUUCCUGUGUGUGUAAUACAGUAAUAGUGAAAUGAUAAGUCUGAGCUGAUGUCUGAAGUGUUAGCGGAAAACAUUUACCACAGAGACAUUGUCUAGAAGGAUCUCCUAUGUGGACUCCUGUU
Molecule: messenger RNA, 6878 nt
Organism: Lytechinus variegatus (green sea urchin)
Lineage: Eukaryota; Metazoa; Echinodermata; Echinoidea; Temnopleuroida; Toxopneustidae
Product: terminal uridylyltransferase 7-like
Molecular function (GO): nucleic acid binding; zinc ion binding; RNA uridylyltransferase activity
Source: RefSeq, a predicted model, not a curated record